AUGGGUGGAGGAAUACCUUUAGAGAAACAAGAUACUUCGAAGAAUUCGUCUAGUGAAAUGGUACAACUGACUAAUAUACUGCCCGAAGAAUUUAUAUUCAACACAAGCCAGCAAGACCAGCUAGAACAACCAAUGAACGGAUCACAAGUUAGACUCGUAUAUUCAAAAAGCAAAGUAUAUGUUCAUCCUAGUAAAAACGACGCGGAUAGCAUUCCUGGAUAUAUUUCUAUUUUUGAACGGUCGCCAAAAAAUUAUUAUUUAGCUUGGACUCCGGAGUCAUUACUCUCGGCUGAACAAUUAGAAACUUAUGUUCAAGUGGAAGCCUUUCCUUGUCAAAUAAAUUCGGAAGAGGACGAAGAUUGGUUGGUUGAAGGGGAAAUUGAUGAUGAUGGACACGAGCUUGGAUCAACAAUAUUAAUAUCUCCACCUGUAUCUCUCACGAAUGUAUCACCUCCAAGUGCGGAAACCUUAUAUGCUACUUCUACUCCGAUCUCUUCUAUUUACUCUAUUGUGGUAAAACUACCCAAAUUUACGCAAUGGUACGGCUCUAUUAUAAUCAAUCUUAUUGGAGGCAACACAUUGCCUGCUUUUGUGUUUCAUGAUGACGAGAGUCGAAGUACAAGACUUCAGCGUAGAAGGCAGGGAAAAGUUUCUGAGCAUACAUACAAUCAGAAAGAGGAGACAAACGAAACAGAACAUAAUACUAUUACAUGGGGAGGUGACGAAGUAAUUUCUUUGCUCAAGAAACUUUGUCAUGUUCAUAGUUCCUCUAUCGAGCCCAACCUAUUUCUAAUAAAUCCAUCGCCUGAAGAUGUAUCUAAUCAUAGUCCGCCUAUUUUAGAUGAUUCUAUGAGCGGAACAAGUGCCUCUGGGACUGAAUCCUCGUUACAAAUGGACUCCUUAACGGCUACUUUCAAAGAAAUUCAAUGGAAUGUUCUUGAAAGGUUUUCCAAGGUAUCACGUUUUACUCGUGAUACAGCAACUUCUAUACUCGAUCAUCCUCUUGCGCGUCCUAUACUUCCACAUCUUCCAGUUGUCAAUUCACUUGUUCAGAAUGAAUCUACUCAGUCCAAUACACAUGACAUACACGAAUUUGAUUUUGGCAGAAUAUAUUUAGCUAAAUGGGCUGCCAUCGUUGCAGAACAAGCUGAAGCUGCCGCCAUAUUAGAGAAAAAAGGAGAAUCUAACAAUUCGCGACCAGCUGCAUUGACUGAUGAUGCAGACUCUUCUAAAUCUUGGGAGGAGGAAACUGAGCUGGGAGCCUUUGAAAUCCUUAGCAGCGACGCAAGUUUACCCCCGAUAAAUCAUACGCGAACCACGCCUUUGAAAGCAGACGAUUGGUUUGUUUUCUUUGACGCAGAAGGACGACUUCAAGUUGAAACCGAAGAAGUUCGAGCUGCUAUAUUUCGCGGAGGUGUAGAAGAAGAUAUCCGUGUAGAGGUGUGGAAAUUCCUUUUAGGAUUAUAUCCUUGGGAAUCAAGCCAGGUUGAAAGAGAAAAUAUAAUGGAAACAAAAUCUCAAGAAUAUUGGAGUCUAAAACGUCAGUGGUGGGAUUCGCCGGAUAUUCACAACGAUGCUGAUUUCCAAGAACAGAAAAAUAGAAUAGAGAAAGAUGUCGUACGCACAGAUCGGACAGUACCUUUUUUUAUGAAUGAAGAUAUUCCUCAUCCUGAACCUUUAUCAUCCUCCUCAAAUUUCACAAAUAAGAAUUUGGAAUUAAUGAAGGAUAUUCUUAUGACUUAUAACUUUUAUAAUACAGACCUUGGCUAUGUACAAGGAAUGAGUGAUUUGUUAGCUCCAAUUUUUGCUGUUAUGCUUGACGAAGUUACCUCCUUUUGGGCAUUUGCUGGCUUUAUGGAGAGAAUGAAAUCAAAUUUUUACCGAGAUCAAUCUGGUAUGCGUCGUCAAUUACUAACUCUCGACCAUUUAAUACAAUUCAUGGAUCCGAGGCUUUAUAAACAUCUUCAAAGGACCGAAUCCUUGAACCUUUUCUGUUGUUUCCGUUGGCUUUUAAUAUGGUUUAAACGCGAAUUUAAAUGGGAUGACGUACCGCGUCUUUGGGAAGUUCUUUGGACUGAUCACUUGACAGGCCAAUUCCAUAUAUUUAUCGCGUUAGCUAUUUUGGAUAAACAUCGUCUAGUCAUAAUGGAUCAUCUUCACAAUUUUGAUGAGAUUCUAAAGUAUAUUAAUGAUCUUUCGAUGACCAUAUCAUUGGAGGAAACCUUACGUCGUGCAGAAACGCUCUUCUAUCAAUAUCAAAGAAUGGUCGAAGUUAUUGACCGAAAACGAUUAGAAUUAGGACAGCAAGCGGACAAUAACCAAAGUGAUGAGGGUUUACGUAAAAGAAAGGGCAAAGAGACAGAAGGUGAAAAUAAGUCAACGGAGUCAAAUUCUAAACUCCCGGUGGUGAAUGACUUACUAAGAAGUUUAUUAAGUAAAGAAUAUAUUACACUAUAG
Molecule: messenger RNA, 2457 nt
Organism: Ambispora leptoticha
Lineage: Eukaryota; Fungi; Glomeromycota; Glomeromycetes; Archaeosporales; Ambisporaceae
Source: the annotation of a GenBank genome assembly